AUGGCUAUGAAACGCAUCGCUGGAAUCAUUGCGCUUGCGGAUGCAAACCCUUCCCUUAGGCGGACCAACAAGUACGACGAAGAGAUGGAGUACUGGGUCGACACCAGGACCCAUGGAACCAGGGGCACCAAUGAAGUUGAGGGCGUUCGGGACUCUACAUCUGCAAAGGGCAAGGUUGACAGCCUAGCGGACUCCAGCAAGCCUGAAGACUUGGACAAGGGCUGGAAUCAUGAGGAACAAGCACCAGGUGUUGAAGACGGUAAGGACAAAGUGAAGGACAGCCUUCAACGACAUAUGAACGAGGCCGUCACUUCGAGGGAUAAGCUGAACAAGUUCAUGGAGCGCUUGGAUGUUGCUGAUGCAUCGGUCUCUGCCUCUGCGAAGCAUGUGGCCACCGUUGCCAAGGCCUUUGCGACCGAGGCCAAUCCGUGCUUGGCUGAUAUGGCUAAAGCACCCUUGAAUGAUGCUGAGAAAACAUUGCAAAUUAUGCUUCGAAAGUGGGACCUUACUCUGAAUGUGCCGUGGACAUAUAUUGACCUGUGUGACACGUGCUCUGUGCCGAUGCUCCGACCAACGGAUUAUCUUGCUACUUUGGUGGAGAAGGGCUACCUGCACAAACUGCUAGGCUCCUCGCGACUUCGAGAAUUCUGGACUAACUACAAAAAGGAGGAGCCGAAUCAUGAAUUGUUCGAGCACGACUUCGUGGACUAUGACAACUUGGUCCCUCUUUAUAUCCAUGGAGACGGUGGGAGGACCUAUCGUCGUGACGAGUUGAUGGUGAUUGCUUUUCAGCCCAUUUUGGGCCUGGGGACCCGUCUAUCCCAUCCACAGAAGUUGACAACUGCGAAACUUGGAGUAAAUCUGAAGGGGCACUCCUUUACAACGAGGUUCUUGGUUGGGGUCAUGCCGAAAAGCGUAUAUAAAGACAAUCCUGAAAGAGUCGACAACUUCCUCACAGCGACAAUGAAGGACUUCGAGCAACUUUAUUUUCGAGGCAUGGAUAUUGGAAACGGUCGUGUGCUGCGCUUUAUCCCUUUGGGGCUCAAAGGGGACCUCCCCUUCUUAUCGAAGAGUGGUCACCUGACCCGCACCUUCCUACACAUUCGCAAGGGGCCUGAGGGCCCCAAGUCGAAACCACUCAAGGGCUGCUGUUGGCUUUGUCUUGCUGGUUCUGCACAGUUUGACUUUGAGAAUUUGGGCUACAAUCCGGAAUGGCUUUCAACAACUGGCCCAAAGAAUCCGCCGCCAUGGGAUGCUGUACCGGCUUUCUUUGACCAUGUGCCACAUGUGGUGUUGCUUCACAUAUACCAUCUUGGUGUGGGCCGCGAUUUUGGGGGGACUUGA
Symbiodinium sp. CCMP2592 is the source of this 1344-nucleotide messenger RNA. Lineage: Eukaryota; Dinophyceae; Suessiales; Symbiodiniaceae. The record is from the annotation of a GenBank genome assembly.